CAAAGUUUUGAAUUUUAAUAAACCAAGAUUUUAUUGUGUUUAUCAGAAGGCAGGUAGGGGGUGGUGAUGGGGGACACCAGUUUCAAAGUGUAGCCCAAAACUUUUAUUUUAUCUUUCCACAACUUUAAAUUCACAUUUUGACAACUUUUUGAGUUAGACUAGCUUUUACAUGUUCAGAACCAAAAGUCUCCUUUUCUGGGUUAGACUAAUGUACAUUACACUUUCAUUACUUAUUAGUCUCAUUUGGGCAAAUGUUUUUACAAAAUAUUGAUUUGAAUGAUGAAAAUGAUCUUAAAACAUUGUUUUUUAUGGGUAAGAUCACUUAUUUUUUAUUCUUGUUACAAUCAAAAGUAAGCCAUUAUUUUUGUAAAUGCUGUAAAUUUAUUUGCAAGUUGUUUAUUCCAACUUUUCGCAGCGUUUUUAACUCUUCGCUUGACAACAGCAGCUCCACAAGGGUCAACGACGUAUUUAACUUGAUUUUAUACAAAUUACUAUGAGCACGUCUGAAAGUAGACCCAUGAGCUUGAACAAAAGCAUUGCUGACAUCAGUUAAUGUCAAGAUUAUAAACAAAACAGAAUUACCGCAAGAGACAUCUUAUUGUGUCUACAACAACCCAGACAAAUAGAUUCCUAGCAUUCAAAAAGUGGAGACAGGAACCUCCACAACAGAGGACAUUUUUUAGUUAGAGACUCUUUGGUUGUUUCUCCGAGCAUUCCAUGGUCUGAUCUUAAGGACUUGCUGGGGUAUCCUCUGCUGGGAAGAUUGUCAAUUCUUUUAAAUGUGAUUUUUGUGAAUGAUCUUUUCAUUGUUAAUUGAUGUCUUUAAAUUGGAAGGAAAUGAUCCCAUAACCCUCCCAGUUUGAUGGGCAGCAAUAGCUGCUUCUCUUAGAUCGAUGCUGAUGUCUUUCCUCCUUGACAAUGUGCUAACACUGACCUGCUGCUCCAGAACAGCAAAAUGUCAGAAAGUCUUACCAGAGAUGCUCAUUAAAUGAUGAUUAAAUGCAUUGUAUUAGCAGCACCUAGCAGCUGCUAAUCAUUACUUUUCUAAGAGCACGUAACAGUGGAAUUAGUUUGUGUUGAUGCCACACUGGCCAUAUUUUCUAAAAACAAAACAAAAAAACAAACAAGCAAAAAAAAAAAAAAAAAAAACAAACAAAGAAAAAAAAAAAGAAAAAAAAGAAAAACUAAACAUACUGAAAGUAAAUAAAGAAUUGCUCCACAAGCAGCAUUAUUAUUAUUCAUGUUCUUGGUUUCUUGGGACAUGUAGAGAGCUCAAUGUAUUCUUAGUUCUGAAAUGUUUGUGUCCGUUAAUAUGCCUGCAACAACUGCAAUAAACCAAUGAAAUGGAUUUUUUUUUAUCUUCUUGUGAGUAUCAGGGUCUAAGUUUCAGCAAAAGUUGAAAAUAAACACCAUUGUCCCGUUGUAUUAUCAGUAGGUAAUUAUAUCAGUCAUUUUUUUCAGCCCUUAUUAUGUCUGAUACGGCUCUAAUGGUUAAAUAAAUAUCAACAUGGUGCUACAUUUAAAACCAUUUUGCUCAUCUGUUAGAGAAAAGUCAACUUCAGUAAGAUGAAAAUGUAUAUUGUAUAACAUGUUAAAUGUAUAACUAUGUGAUAUGUGUAUUAAAUAUGCAUGGCAAUCUAAUGUUAACAUGUCAUAAAACAAUAUAAGAACAACAGCAGGCAUUUCUCUCUAAAUUCUUCCCCCUUCUGUUUCAUAUUAUUGUUGUGUUUAAAACUCUCGACUCUUUCCUGUCUGUGGUGGAGAAAGUGACUAAGCCACUUCCUCCACGACAGGCGAAAACUUAUUUUCAGUUUAGGCAUGUUAGUGGGAAAUGUUUUAUCCGGGUGUUUAUCAUAAGUUUGAAAUACCAUAUGAAUAAAUAGUUUUAUACACAGGCCUCGUGUCUUUGACUCCCGCUCCUCUGAGCAGAAGGGUCUCAGAAUCAAGUCAAGAUUCAAGAAAAGGGGGGUGGGGGGGGGGGGGGGGAAAAAAAAGAAAAAAAGCGGUUGUUGGUCCCUGAAACGAAACUAAAACUCGUUGAGGAGGGAAGGCUUGAAAAACAUCACAAUAACAAUACCGUUUUAUUGAUGUUGCGCCAGCAGAACUAGAAGAUCCUCAUCACUCCAUGUCAAUCCUGUACCAGUUUGUUUCUGCUUUUAUUACAUUUUCAGUAUCAUCAGUAAGUCUCAAAGAUGAGCCUCCAAGUUUGCCAUUGCUGUGGCUGGUCCAAAGUGACGACCUACCAGGGCCUGAGGAUCCACCAGGGUAGGAUGGGAUGCACGCCGAAGGGUAUAAGGGUUACAGAGCCUGAACAGCAGUACAUGUGGGGCUAUGUGGGACCACCAAAAGUCCAAGUGGAUCUCAAGGUGGAUGUUUGUAGCUCUUUUAAGACAGAAACUAAAGACCAGAGUCUCCAGGUUUGUCACUGUGGCUGGACUAAAUUCACAACUUAUCAGGGGUUGAGAAUUCACCAGGGGAAGAUGGGCUGUACGCCAAAGGGAGUGAGGAUCCCAAAGAAAGAGCAGUACAACUGGGAGAUGUGCUGGGAAGAUGAGGCGGAUUACGAUAAAUAUCCUCAAACAAAGAGAGUCAAUAUCAAGAAAGAGACUUUGCCAGAGAUUCCGAGGAUGAGCAACAGGAGAGACGAAUACAAAUCAUCUUCUAUGGCUCCUCACCGCUCCUCCCACAGAACAACAAGGUCAAAGUCAGGCCAAGAGAAGCUCUCCACCCAUCUGCAGGUCAACAGACCAGUUAGGGAGCAUUCAGUAGCAGCAAACCCUGAAGAUGGAUUCUGUCUUAAGAAGAAAAAUAUAAAGCGUCAGCCAUUACCAGAGAAUACAUUGAGUGGAGACAUGAAGGGCGUAUGGAGCGCUGAACGCUACAAUGACUACACAGUAACAACAGUCAGAACCAAGGAGGAGCCUGAGGACUGGUUUGCAGCUCCAGAUGUGUCUCUCCAAACCACUGCAAAGAUAAAGUCGAGGCCGUGGCUGCAGGAUUACUCCCCUGAGAUGUACACGGAGACUCCGACUGCUUCAGCAGUCAGACCAAAGAAGAGACACCAGUGGGCUCAGACACCGUCACAGGGUAUGGUUGGCAAGCAUCCACCAAUCAUUCACUCAGAACCAGAUGUCCAAUCAAAGGACAAACAGAGGCAGGAUCAAACAUUUUCACUGGUGAACAGAUCAGCCAGAGAACAGCCACCAUCUCCACCUGUGGUCCUACCUAGAAAGAAAGAUUCCCUUUCACUGAACAUAAAUCAAGAGGAAUCUGAUUCAAAGGUGGAAAGAUCAGUCAGAGAGCAGCCAUCAUCUCCACCUGUGGUCCUGCCGAGGAAGAAAGAUGCUCCUGCAUACGUGACAGAGAGAUCUGAGAGGUUUUCUGUGCAAGAAAUUCAGAAUAUGUUACAGAGAAAGAAUAAGAUGAGAGAAGACAACAGUGACAUCAAACCACCGGGGCUGGGCAGUGAGAAUGUUCUGGUCUCAUUGAGGAUCAAUUCACCAACAACAGCAGCGAUAACGGAGGAGAAAAAGUCAUCUUUUACGCCCCAACCUGAAGACGCUAAACCAGACCAUCAACUGCAGGAUUUCCCUGCUGCUGAGCAGGCAGAGCAUCAUCAUCAACAUUUUCAGGUGAACAGAUCAGUCAGAGAGCAGCUACCAUCUCCACCUGUGGUCCCACCAAAGAAGAAGGACUCACCUUUACUGAAGAUAAAUCCAGAGAUAUCAGAUUCAGAGUCUGACCAAGAAAUUCAGGAUUAUUUACAAGGAAAAAAGAUGAUUGUAGAAACUUUAAAGGACAUCGACAGACCAGUGGAGACAGCCCAUGAGAGGACGAAUUCACCAACAGAAGUUUCAUUCAUAAAGGAGAACAAGUCACCUUCUACUCCACAACCCUCCUUCAGAAAACCCACAAACCCAAAAGCUGCCCAUCAGCUGCAGGAUUUCUCUGCAGCUGAGCAGGGAACCAAAUCGGUCGUGAGACAUUCAAAGAUUCCACCUGUGGUCCCGCCUAAGACGAAGGACUCGGCUUUAGUCAAGGUCAAUCAAUCUGAAUCAGAGAUUACCAAAGAUACAAGUACUCCCACCAACAUAACAGCAGUGGCAGAUGUCUCAGCAACAUCCCAUAAAGCUGCACAGUCUGGUUUAUCCACUGGCGUAAAGGUGAAAGACCUGGUCAGGAGGUUUUCAGUUACCACAGCACAAGAAAAAGCGCCUCCACCACAGGAGGAAUUCAGAGAGGGACGCAAACGGUCACAGGAUGCCACACGAACAAGUACCAUCACCCCCACAGCAGCAGCAGCAGCCUCAAAGAAAGAGGAUCCAUCAUCAUUGUGUCAAGCUGCACAGUCUCAGUUUUCCACAGGCGUGAAGGUGAAGGAAUUGGUUCGGAUGCUUUCAGUCCAGGAAGCAGCAGUCCGGCCAAACGAGAAACACAGAGAGGAGGAUGAAUCCUCGCAGGUAAAAAAGGAAGCAAAUUCAGCAGGAAGUAAGGACACCAAAAUGAAUUUUUCUGCAGAACAUCCAUCAGCGGAUCCCACAUCAUCACGUGAAACCGAACAGCUCUCAGGGUUUUCCUCUGGUUUGAAGGUCAAGGAUCUGGUGCAGAUGUUUGCAGCUGCAGCAAAAAAAAGCAGCACGGACAAAGGAGAAGCAAAAAGAAGCCGAGAAGCUCGGAGAGAUGGGCGGUUUUAAUGCCAAGUGGCCAGAGAUGAUGAACAGCGUGAAGGAGGCAAACCAGCAGUCUCUUGAUUUUUCAUCCACCUGAAUGACAUGAGCACAGCCUGAAAGCUGGUGAAGCCAGCUUGUACUUUAAUGUGGUUUACCAUUAUUAAUAGACAUAAAUAAAUAGGUUGUAUUGCUUCAAAUAUGCAGGUUUGUGUUUUACGUUGGUAAUAAUGUGAUAUUAAAAGAGAAAAGGGGAACGUGUUAUUGCUGAGUUAUUUGAGGUGAAGUCCAGAAGCUCAGCUCUACACCAGAGGUGGUGUUUUUCUACAUGUUUAAUUUGAAUAGAAAAUGUGUUUUUAUGUUAGUUUUGCUUUUAUAACUUGUUUCUGUUGCUCCAAAAACUCACCACAGGUUGUUAAUUUGUGACAAACGCGGACAUAUAAGCCAUACGAAAUGGGGGGAAAGACUUUGACAUUAAGUAAAAAUUGUAACGAUCAUACAGCUGAAAGAGAACAGCUGGAAUGGCUGCAUUUUUUUUUAAUAAACUACUCGUGUGAAUCA
Messenger RNA from Melanotaenia boesemani (Boeseman's rainbowfish), 5228 nucleotides. Its product is annotated as muscle M-line assembly protein unc-89-like. The record is from RefSeq and is a predicted model, not a curated record. Lineage: Eukaryota; Metazoa; Chordata; Actinopteri; Atheriniformes; Melanotaeniidae. Bases 2193 to 4694 code for a protein of 833 amino acids. The transcript is spliced from 28 exons.